Messenger RNA from Lachnellula hyalina, 993 nucleotides. It is a transcript of the gene ilvE, whose product is annotated as putative branched-chain-amino-acid aminotransferase. Gene Ontology annotation, molecular function: catalytic activity. Lineage: Eukaryota; Fungi; Ascomycota; Leotiomycetes; Helotiales; Lachnaceae. The coding region runs from base 1 to 993 and encodes 330 amino acids. The record is from RefSeq and is a predicted model, not a curated record. Gene Ontology annotation, biological process: carboxylic acid metabolic process. The transcript has 2 exons.
AUGGCUACGCAUAAAGUUGUACCAAACACGAAGAAUGAGUCUAUUCUGAUUGGAAUGCGUGAUGGCGUGACGGGGAAAUUCUCACUUCGUCCUCGAAAUGAAGCUGUCGUAUCAGUCUUUGACUCAAACUUCCUCAUCGGCGACGGGAUCUGGGAAGGUGUUCGUGUCUGUCGUGGUAGAGUCCAAUUCGCAAAAGCCCACAUCGAUAGACUAUUCCAAUCAGCAAAAGCCAUGGACAUGAAUCUUGGUCUCUCUCGAGGCGCGUUACUGAAACUCAUUCACGACACAGUGGACGCAAACGGCAUGCAAGACUCCGAUGGAAUCCACAUCCGCCUCGUGGUCAGUCGAGGCCUGAAGUCAACACCGUACCAGAAUCCAUCUGUCAAUAUCGGGCUCCCUUUGAUUGUGAUCAUACCCGAGAUCAAAGUUGCAGACCCCGUAGCAAAAUCACGUGGACUUCGUCUCAUCACUUCACACAUCCGACGCGGAACACCAGAUGUUAAAGAUGAGAUGUGGAACCACAUUUCCAAAGCAACUGAUGUGCAAGCCUGUAUAGGUGCUAAUGUCGUGGGAGCCGACGAAGCACUGAUGCUAGAUCCAAAUGGCCAUGUCAAGACUUGCAACAGCACCAACUUUUUCAUCGUGCGGCCUGGUGGCGAAGUAUGGGCGCCGACGAGAGCAUACCAGAUGCAAGGAAUUACGCGAGAGAAAACACUGGCGAUAUGUAGGGAGAAUGGCAUCCCGGUACGUGAGUGCGACUUCACGCUUACGGAGACGUACGGCGCUGAUGAAGCCUUUUGUACUGGGACCUUCCCGAGUCAUAUAUGUGUAGUGAGUGUUGAUGGGAGGAAGAUUGGAGAGCGGGAUGAGGAAGGGCCGGGGCCAGUGACGAGGAGUAUUGCAGAGUUGUAUAAAAAUUAUGUUGAGCAGGACGUGGGAAGGACACGGGAGACGAUCAUGGCAGAGGUCGCGCCAUUGAGCGCCAAAUUAUAG